GAAUAUACAUGUUCCAAAAACAUGGGAUGGUGCGUGUUGGGGGCAGAAGUAGCAGCGAGGUCCUGAAGCAAUUUACCUUGAGGGAGCUGAGGAAGAAGUGUGAAUUCCGAUACAACUUGCCGAUGCAUCUCCGCAGAGCCUAUGUGAAUAUAACCAGUGAGAUGAAACGGGCUGAGCAGGAGCUCCAUGAAGGAGCAAAGCACUUGGAGUGCACAACAUACGGAGUUCUGCAUGAGCGUCACUUGGAAGCAUGCAUUGCGCCCCAGCACUGGGACAGUCUGAUGAAUGGUCUGGAUGAUGAGGAGUUUUACUACAGUGCUUCACAACACUCAAUGAUUCUGGAGUGGCUGGGCCUUGGUGUAACUGUCUUCACCCAGAAUGCUGCAGAGAAUAUAGGGGCUGAGAAUUCAGGUGGUCAGCAGGAGAGAGAGGAGAAGUGGGAAGGUGAAGCAGAAGAGGAGCUUUUGGAGAUCCCAGAGGAGGCUGACUUGAUUCAAGCUGACAGAGUGAUUGAGGAUGAAGAGGCAGCAAAGACUCAGGGAAGGAAGGAGGAAGAGCACAGAACUGCUAAUGAACUAGCCAGCAUGCUGUUGGCUAUGAAGCUGGAAGACGAGGAAGAAGGAUCAGCCCAACCACAACAGAAGACUAUGCAGUGGAAGGUGACUGCUGCCCAGAGGAAGAAAAUGAAACAGAAGAUGAAGGUUGAGCUCCGUAAACUGAGUGCAAUGACAGAGUUAGAGGCCAAGGCUGUUCAGGAUCUGUGGCAACUUGACCUGAGCUCCCGCUGGAGGCUUUACAGGCUUUGGCUGCAGACCUAUCAGGGGUUUAUUCGACGGAGGAUUCUGCAGCAUGAACAGCAGUAUCAGGCAGCAGCAGAGAGGCUGACAGAACUGAGGCUGCAGGAAGAUCUCUGCAUUCUCAAGGAGGCCCAGGUUGUGGGGAUGACAACUACAGGUGCUGCCAAAUACCGUCAGAUCUUGCAAAAAGUAGAGCCACGAAUUGUCAUGGUAGAAGAGGCAGCAGAGGUGCUUGAGGCUCACACCAUUACUACUCUGAGUAAAGCCUGCCAGCAUCUCAUCCUCAUUGGAGAUCACCAGCAGCUGCGGCCUAGUGCAAAUGUAUAUGACCUGGCCAAGAACUUCAAUCUCGAAGUCUCUCUCUUUGAACGGCUGGUGAAAGUCAAUUUCCCCUUUGUCUGCCUGACAUACCAACACCGCAUGCGUCCUGAAAUUGCCCAGCUUCUCAGUCCUCAUAUAUACCAGAAGCUGGAGAACCAUCCCUCUGUCCUGAAGUAUGAGAACAUAAAAGGGGUCUUAUCUAACCUAUUCUUUGUGGAACAUGACUUUCCUGAGCAAGAGAUCCAGGAAGGGAAAAGCCACCAGAACCCACAUGAGGCCCAGUUUGUCGUGGAACUGUGCAAGUACUUCUUGUGUCAGGAUUAUUUACCUUCUCAGAUCACCAUUCUCACUACUUAUACUGGACAGCUUUUCUGUCUGCGUAAGCUCAUGCCAGCCAAGACCUUUGCAGGUGUGAAGGUUCAUGUAGUAGAUAAGUACCAGGGGGAGGAGAAUGAUAUUAUUCUGCUGUCACUCGUGCGGAGCAACAAAGAGGAGAGAACUGGGUUCUUACAGAUACCUAAUCGGAUAUGCGUAGCAUUAUCCAGAGCCAAGAAAGGUCUAUAUUGUAUUGGAAAUAUGAGAAUGCUUGGCAAGGUUCCUCUCUGGAGCAAGAUCAUUCACACCCUUCGGGAGAAAGGUCACAUUGGCCGCUCAUUGGUGCUUUGCUGUCAAAACCACCCUGAAACCAAAACACUGGUAUCUACAGCAGCUGACUUCAGCAAAGUCCCAGAAGGAGGCUGCAGUCGUCCCUGUGAAUUUAGGUUGAGUUGUGGACAUGUUUGCACAAGGGCCUGUCACCCCUAUGACGUACAGCACAAAGAGUAUCAGUGUCUGAAGCCUUGUCAAAAGGUGCUUUGUGCAGAUGGGCACCGCUGUCCACGGUCAUGUUAUGAGCCCUGUGGACCAUGCAUGGUGAUAGUAGAGAAAACUAUUUCUAAGUGUGGCCACUUGCAGAUGGUUCCAUGUUCUACUCCAGACAGUGAGUUUCUUUGCCAAGAACCUUGCCAGAAAAAGUUGAACUGUGGGCACACAUGCAACAAAUUCUGUGGGCAGGAAUUUGAAGGAAGAUUUCAUAAGCCAUGUAACAGCCCGUGCAAGCGCUUCUUGGUCUGCUCCCACAAGUGUCAGCAGCCUUGCACUACAGAAUGCCCUCCCUGUCAGCUGGAAUGUCAGAACCACUGUAUCCAUAGUAGGUGUAAAAAGAAAUGUGGAGAGCGCUGUUUUCCAUGUGCCGAGCCAUGUGAGUGGCGGUGCCGCCACUACCAGUGUACUAAUCUUUGCUCUGAACCCUGCAACAGGCCUCGCUGCAAUGUACCAUGUGCUAAGCUACUGUGCUGUGGUCAUCCUUGUAUUGGAUUGUGUGGAGAGCCCUGCCCGAAGAAGUGCCUUGUUUGCGACCAUGAGGAACUCACCCAGAUCUUUUUUGGCUUUGAGGAGGACCCAGAUGCUCGAUUUGUGCAGCUUGAAGACUGUGGCCACAUUUUUGAGUCCCAAGGCCUUGACCAUUAUAUGGAUGAAGAUGAUGGUGUUAUCAAGCUGAAGGUAUGCCCUAUCUGUCAGACACCUAUCAGAAAGAAUUUGAGAUAUGGCACCAUAGUGAAAAGGCAGCUAGAUGAGAUAGAAAAGGUGAAAGAGAAAAUCCAAGGCCCAGCACAGGAAAUUGAGUCUAGCAGACAAAGACUGCAGGCUGCGCUGACAGGGAACAGUGUCCUGCAGAGGAAUGUACCCCUUAAGUACCUAAUGCUAGAGGAUAAACUAAAAGCUGCUGAUCUCUCCACGAAGACUAUUGGACUAAUUGAGAAUGAGCUUAACUUCUACCAACGUGUAGCGGACCUAACCAAUUCCAUGAGCAAAAUUGAUGCGAGUGAGAGGAAAGGGCUGCGGAAGCGCCUGGAUGAAAUCCAGGAGUGGUUGGAAAAGCCGCGCCUCAGUUUCACAGGCCAGGAGCUCUCUGACCUGCAGUCUGAGAUCCAGCGACUGACCUAUUUGCUGAGCCUCUUGGCAAGGUGCAAAGGUGCAAGUGGGAUGAUCACCCCAGCGCUUGCAGCAGAGAUCACCAGUGUCCGUGAGAUCCUAGAAGGGACAAAGAAAUUCACAGAGGAGGAUGAGGCUGCAGUGAAGGCUAGCCUGGAGAGGCUCUGCCAUGCCUUGCCUGUUUCGGGGCUGGGGAUCUCUGAAGCAGAGAGGGUGCAGAUUGUCAGUGCUAUUGGCUGUCCCCGUGGACACUGGUUCAAGUGCAAAAACGGGCAUAUCUAUGUGAUUGGGGACUGUGGCGGGGCCAUGGAGAGGAGCAAGUGCCCUGAAUGCCAGGCGGUCAUCGGCGGG
Leptosomus discolor (cuckoo roller) is the source of this 3443-nucleotide messenger RNA. The record is from RefSeq and is a predicted model, not a curated record. Lineage: Eukaryota; Metazoa; Chordata; Aves; Leptosomiformes; Leptosomidae.